AAGUGAUAUUUGGACUUCUCCUGUACAGCGGUGAAUAAAAUCCAUACACGUUACUUAGUUGAAAGAACUUCCGAGGUUGAGAUGAAAUUUUGAGAGAAAAAAAUGACCUAUUUUUCGAAUAAUAUUUCAUAAAACUGGAUAUACCUGACCACCAAAUGACAGUGAUAAUUGAAAAAUAGGGGCGGUAGACCGUGUAUAAUGUCAGGAUUGCUUAUAUAGGUGUUUAUAUACGUUCGAACUUAACAAAAUAAGGAAAUAUUUAAAAUCUAACCACUCACCAUGCUGGAAAUUUUGUAAAAGGACGUUCAUCCGAGAAAAUACGAGACUUGUAAUUUAUUUGGUCAUUACGACUUCAUUCACAGAUAUAUCGAUAUAAAAUAAUUUUUAUUUAAAAUAUUUAUAAAUUCUCUUGGAAAGAUAUGUUUGAUGCCGAUUCUGAAAAAAUAUAUUAAGAUAAAAAUCACGUGACUUGUUUUGGUUCAAAAUGGCGAAUGUUAAAAAAAAUGAAGUUGGGACAAUUUUGCAAUAGUUUAGUCCAUUUAUUUCAUCUUGUAUAUCAUAUGACUUAAAAUGAAUACAUUAAUUAAACGGAGUCUUGUUAGGUUUACAUCUAAGUCCCAUAUUUUUACUAAUCAAUGUCGUAGUCGUGCAACAAAGGCAUCAUUAUUGUCCAACCAGUUGGUAGAUGAGUUAUCAGGAGUGUUGGGUGAUGAGAAUGUAUCUAAGGCAGAAGUGAUUAGAGAACAGCAUGGCAAAGAUGAGUCAUAUCAUAGUGGCCAGCCAGCAGAUGUUGUUGUAUUUCCUACCUCUACGGAAGAUGUCAGUUUAGUGGCACAGUUUUGCAAUCGCAAUAAUCUGCCAAUCAUACCAUUUGGCACUGGGACAGGCCUUGAAGCUGGGGUCAGUGCAAUUCAUGGAGGUGUGUGUGUAGAUCUGUCAAAGAUGUGUGAGAUUGAAGUUAAUGUUGAAGACUUUGAUUGCACAGUCCAGCCAGGUGUCACAAGGAUAGCGCUGAAUACAUUUUUGAGGGAUACAGGUCUUUGGUUCCCUGUUGAUCCUGGAGCAGAUGCAUCACUUUGUGGAAUGUGUGCUACCAGUGCCUCAGGAACUAAUGCUGUACGUUAUGGCACCAUGAGAGAGAAUACCCUGAACCUAAAGGUGGUCCUAGCAGAUGGAAGAAUCAUAGAAACAGCUGGGAAAGGAACACGCACAAAGAAGAGCUCUGCAGGGUAUAAUCUGACAAAUCUGUUUGUUGGGAGUGAGGGCACACUAGGUCUCAUCACCAAGGCAACGCUGAAACUCUAUGGAAUACCAGAGGCAAUGGUGUCAGCGGUGUGUCAUUUUCCCAGUGUGCAGUCAGCAGUAGAUACUACUGUCCAAGUUUUGCAGUGUAAUAUACCAGUUGCAAGGAUAGAAUUUCUUGAUGAUGUCAUGAUGGAUGCUGUAAAUCGCUAUAGCAGCAUGGACUAUCCAGUGGCGCCAUCUUUGUUCCUAGAGUUUCAUGGAUCUGAGUCUCAUGUCCAAGAUCAAGCAAAGGCAGUAGGAGAACUUUGUGAAGCCAAUGGAGGCUCAAGUUUCCAAUGGGCCAAAGAUGCUGAUGAAAGGAAUCGUCUCUGGAAGGCACGUCAUAAUGCUUUCUAUGCUUCCCUAGCUCUCAGGCCAGGCUGCAAGGGAUUUGCUACAGACUGCUGUAUUGCCAUCACACAACUAACAGAACAUGUCAUUGCAAUGAAACAAGACAUUAGCAAAUCUAAUUUAUUAGUCCAUAACGACUGAUGUUUGUGUUCCAAUGACUGAACUGCCAGGCAACAUCGUCAGCACAAAGGAAGACAUUUUGGCAAGUGGGCUCAAGGGCCCUAUAGUAGGCCAUGUUGGAGAUGGUAACUUCCACUCACUUCUGCUCGUUGACCCCAGCAGUGAGUCAGAGCUGCAAGAAGCAAAACAUCUUGCAGAUAGAAUGGCAAGGAGAGCAAUAGCUGCAGGUGGCACAUGUACUGGAGAGCAUGGGAUAGGAAAAGGCAAGCGCCAUCUUUUGAAAGAACAGUUUGGGGAUGUUACUAUGGAUGUAAUGGGACAGAUCAAACAAUCAUUGGAUCCUAAAAACCUUAUGAAUCCUGGGAAAGUUCUGUAGAAUGAAGUGUAUUCAUAUGAGGACUGUACCCUCUCUGGGUACAUUAUACAAGAGAUUGAAUGUUAUAAGCCUAUUUGGCUCUCAAAUAUUUUUAAUACAAUAUAAUAAUAUUCAAUAUUCAUAUAGAUAGCUUGAUUUAUGGUAGAUUUAGUGCAUUUUAAAUAGCUGAUAUAAUUAAACGUAAUGUUGCAGAAAAUAUAAUAAUCAUUGUGAAU
Messenger RNA from Owenia fusiformis, 2346 nucleotides. NCBI's taxonomy places the organism in Eukaryota, Metazoa, Annelida, Polychaeta, Sabellida, Oweniidae. The record is from the annotation of a GenBank genome assembly.